Messenger RNA from Vigna unguiculata (cowpea), 1137 nucleotides. Its product is annotated as F-box protein CPR1-like. Gene Ontology annotation, molecular function: protein binding. The record is from RefSeq and is a predicted model, not a curated record. NCBI's taxonomy places the organism in Eukaryota, Viridiplantae, Streptophyta, Magnoliopsida, Fabales, Fabaceae.
AUGAGUGACAAAACGAGUGAGAAGAUGAAGACUGAUUCUCCUCCUUUUGUACACGAGGACUUGAUAAUAGAAAUUCUGCUGAAGCUACCCACGAAAUCUGUGUUACGUCUCAAAUACUUAUCCAAGUCAUGGUUCUCUGUAAUCUCCGAUCCCCAAUUUGCAAGAAGACAUUUUGACGCUGCAGUUGCACCCACCUACAAGCUUUUGAAUCUAGUUAAUGGUUCCGUUGAAGCGUAUUGUGUAGACAUAGAAUCAGUAUUUUGUGAAGAUUCAUGGCAUGCAGUGUCAGUGUCCGGUUUUAAUAUUCCUUCAAGUUUAUGCGUGGUAGGUUCUUGUAGGGGAUUUCUUCUCUUAGAAUGGGAAUGUCUCCUCUUAACAUGUUUGCGAUAUUAUUAUGAUUUUGAUUUUGUGUUGUGGAAUCCAUCAACUGGUAUGCAUAAAGAAAUUCACCGUGGCGCUUGUCCUACACAUGAUGUAUCUGGAAUGGGAUAUGACCCAGUGGAUGAUGACAUUGUGCUGGUCACUGUAACCUUAAGAAAGAACAAUAAUGGGAUGAUUCGUUAUUUCUGUUUGAGAACGAACUGUUGGACUUGUGUUGAGUGUGCUCUUCCGUAUUCCACAUGUAAGCUUAAGACGAAACAUGGACAAUUCUGGAAUGGAGCUAUCUACUGGAUUCUUAAGUGUGCUGAUGGGCUUAGACAUGUCGUUAUUGCAUUUGAUGUGAGGGAAAAAAGAUUAUCGGAGAUUCCAUUGCCGGAAUAUUUAGCCAUCCUUCCGGUAGGAUCCGACGUGUACUUUUUGAAGGUAGUGGAACAUUUUCCUUUGUGCUUGGUGGUGCAUAAGCAUGCUUCACCGUUUGAAAUAUGGUCGAUGAAAAAUUACAAAGAAGAGACAGUUUGGACCAAAACAUUUGUUUUUCUCUCCGAUUUUACAUUUUUUCUGAAUCGCAUUUUCCCCGUAUGCUUCACAGAAAAGGAGGAAAUUUUGGCAUUCUUUCACAAAAACAAGUUAGUGAAAAUCAAUAAGAAAGGUGAGAUUACAUUUGGGAAGCAACAUAGCAUCCAUUUUUAUCUCCUACAUUGUGGUAUAUAUAGAGAGAGUUUUAUACCCAUCCCUGGCGGUGAAUGUGAAGAUUGA